Nerophis lumbriciformis (worm pipefish) is the source of this 927-nucleotide messenger RNA. Lineage: Eukaryota; Metazoa; Chordata; Actinopteri; Syngnathiformes; Syngnathidae. The record is from RefSeq and is a predicted model, not a curated record.
AUGGCGACGCACAUAUGUAUGGUUCUCCUCUGGUUUGCUGCAUCUCUUCCUGGACUCCUUGCGGUGGCUUCUUUGCCGGCGUUAAACUGUAGCAAGGACAGUGAUGCGGCAUUGGCAAGCCUUGGUGUCAAACACGUCAAUGCAAAGCACAAACAUGGAUUUAGGUUCAAGCUGGAGGAGGUCCAGAGCAGCAAGUAUUAUCUGGUAUCAGGUGGUUGCCAUGUUACUGUCAAUGUGAAGCUAGUGCAGACCAAAUGUCACUUCACAAACCCCAAACCUGCCGACCAGUGUGAAGUUUGGCUACGAGAGGAACGAGGUGCAGUGGCAACCUGCAGUAUUGAGUUUUGGGUCAUGUGGGGCAUGGCCAAAGUGACCAAACGCGAAUGCACCACCAUACCAGAACUUUCCAAUGAGGAGAUGGCGACCAUUUGCCCCCGCUGCCCUGUGUUGGUGUCGCUGGACGACCCGACCGCCGUGGAGGCUGUACACUAUGCCGUGGUCAAGUUCAACCGGGAGAACAAAAACCCAAAUUACUUCACCCUGAUGGAAGUGGCUCACGUCACAACGGGGUACUUCGAAUCUAUUGGUACAGUCACCUGGAUCAAGUUCGCCCUGGUUGAGACCUCGUGUCCUCGAGGUGCUAGGAAUACUUUUGUGCCCUGCACUCCUCGCUGUGCUGACAGAGCUAAUCAUUUAUUUUGCCAAACCACCUAUUAUAACUCCUACGGACAACUGGGAGAAAUUGACUGUGAAUUAUAUCCACCAAAGAAUCCAACCUCCUACCCGACUGGUGUGCCAGAACCUGUGUGCAGGCCGUUGUUCCACCAAAGUCCAGAGGCUUGUGUUUGCAAGGCACAGCUGAACAGACCUGUGCCUGCCAUCCACCACAUUUGUCCAUUCCCGAUCAAAACGAUGUCAACUCAAUAG